Acanthamoeba castellanii str. Neff is the source of this 1572-nucleotide messenger RNA. RefSeq names its product UTP-glucose-1-phosphate uridylyltransferase. The coding region runs from base 1 to 1572 and encodes 523 amino acids. Gene Ontology annotation, biological process: UDP-alpha-D-glucose metabolic process; glycogen metabolic process. Gene Ontology annotation, cellular component: cytoplasm. Gene Ontology annotation, molecular function: UTP:glucose-1-phosphate uridylyltransferase activity. Lineage: Eukaryota; Discosea; Longamoebia; Acanthamoebidae. The transcript is spliced from 5 exons. The record is from RefSeq and is a predicted model, not a curated record.
AUGGCCACCGCGAUUACUAUGUCCACUCCCGCCCCCGUCGACAUCGCCAACGACCUGGCCCAGAAGCUGCUCAAGGACUACGGCCUGACCGCCCCAGUACCGAAGAAGGAGCGUGACCCGGCCGUGGCGGCCGUCGAGCAGGCCGUGCAGAAGAUCGUGGCCUCGAUCGACGCCAGCGUCAACCCCGAGACAGGCAAGGCCUACACGCCCGCCGAGAAGCUCAACCUGACCAAGGACCUGACCGACUUCACGGGCGUCGUGGAGGCCUUCGUCAACCAGCGCGGCAAGGUCAUCGACUGGCAGCGCAUCAACCCGCCGCCCAAGGACAUGAUCGUGCCCUACGCCGAGCUGGCCCCCGCCGCCAAGGGCGCCUACCUGGACAAGCUCGUCGUGCUCAAGCUCAACGGCGGCCUGGGCACCACCAUGGGCUGCGUGGGUCCCAAGUCGGCCAUCGAGGUCCACUCCAAGCACACCUUCCUCGACCUCAUCGUCCAGCAGAUCACUCACUUGAACAAGGAGUACAAGGCCAAGGUGCCGCUGGUGCUCAUGAACUCGUUCAACACGCACGCCAUGACCCAGGCCAUCCUGGGCAAGUACGACGCCAACGAGCAUGUCACCAUCGAGACCUUCAACCAGAGCCGCUACCCGCGCGUCCUCAAGGACUCCCUCCUCCCGCUGCCCGAGGACAUCAACGGCAAGGCCGACGAGUGGUACCCGCCCGGCCACGGCGAUGUCUUCCCCGCUCUCGUCAACUCGGGCCUUGUCGACAAGUUCCUCGCCGAGGGCAAGGAGUACAUCUUCAUCUCCAACGCCGACAACCUUGGCGCCACCGUCGACCUCAACAUUCUGAAGCACAUGGCGGACACGGAGAGCGAGUACGUGAUGGAGCUGACGGACAAGACGCGCGCCGACGUCAAGGGCGGCACGCUCAUCGACUACGAGGGCCGGCCCAAGCUGCUCGAGAUCGCGCAGGUGCCCGCCGACAAGGUGGACGAGUUCAAGUCCAUCAAGAAGUUCAAGAUCUUCAACACCAACAACCUGUGGGUGCGCCUCGACGCCAUCAAGCGCCUCAUCGAGAGCCGCGCGCUCGACGCCAUGGACGUCAUCCCCAACCAGAAGGCCGUCAACGGCCUCGCCGUGCUCCAGCUCGAGCGCGCCGCCGGCGCCGCCAUGGAGUACUUUGGCCGCGCGCAGGGCGUCAACGUGCCGCGCUCGCGCUUCCUGCCGGUCAAGAGCUGCUCGGAUCUCUUCCUCGUGCAGUCCAACAUCUACGCGCUCGCCGACGGCGCCCUCGUGAUGAACCCCAAGCGCGAGUUCGGCGCCACGCCCGUGGUCAAGCUGGGCGAGCAGUUCGCCAAGGUGGCCGAGUACAAGCGCCGGUUCAAGAGCAUCCCCGACAUGAUCGAGCUCGACCACCUGACCGUGUGCGGCGACGUCACCUUCGGCGCCGGCGUCAAGCUGGCCGGCACGGUCAUCAUCGUGGCCAACCACGGCGACCGCAUCGACAUCCCCGACGGCACCGUGCUCGAGAACAAGGUCGUCUCUGGCAACCUGCGCAUCCUCGACCACUAG